Molecule: messenger RNA, 3380 nt
Organism: Klebsormidium nitens
Lineage: Eukaryota; Viridiplantae; Streptophyta; Klebsormidiophyceae; Klebsormidiales; Klebsormidiaceae
Source: the annotation of a GenBank genome assembly
AGAUGCUCAUUGGCCCUGCUGCGCCACUAGCUACCUAGAAUGUUCUCUCUCUCAUGGUCAGCUCUGCCACCAUGAUGAUGGCUUUGACAUUCAGAGACUGAUCAAAACAACAACCCCCUGCUGGGAAGGGGGUUGGUGCAAGGUCACGUUUCCUGGUGCUAGCAGCUGCUUCUUUGAACGGGGAGCGGGUGCGGCGGCGACGCCGUCAGCUGCACAGUGAUUCUUGGUGCCCCUCGCUUAGCGUGUGUAUGGCACAAUCGUUACCAACCCUGGCAUUGUCAGAUAGGCUUUAGCGGCUCUUUCUCUGAGUCAUUGAUUGUGACCAACUUUGCUCUUUAGUAGCUUUGCUUUCAUCCAAUAUAUUUCCCUUCGUGAUAAAUUUCACGCGACCUUAAAGGUAUUUGGUCAGGGCAGGAGUGUUCAAGGGGGGCCCAAGCUGCAAGGUGUUUCUGCAAGGUGUGGGGUUCUUUGUGACCCUAAGUGGCAAUGAGUUAGCCAGCAUUGACGCUUUUGUAAGGUAGUAGGCGCACAAAGCAAACUGUUGAAAGCUAGAAUAGCUCCUUAAUGUAGAACAGCCCCUUUAUCAGAGGUACAAAGCUGCCCUUGACAUAGUUGUAUUACCCCUAGCUAUUGCUUCUCUCCACCCACAUAGCUUACCUUCGUAAGUGCAGCUCAACAUGCCGAAGGCCAAGAGAAGCGCCUCCAGAAAGGGCCACCGCUCCACCCCAUCUGGCGGCCCUGGCUCCUCAUCCCAAUUUCCAGAAGAAGAAACAAAUAAAUCCAUGGAUGAAUUCUAUCAGAAGUGCAACGAGGCUGCUCUUUGGGGCCUCGGGAAGUUUGUUGAGGUGUCGAUCUUGGCCUAUGGUGCGACAGCACUCUGCACGAUGUUCGCUUAUGGAAGCGCUCUUAGGGGUGGGAAGUCGUUGGCCAAUCUUGGCACGGUGGCCAUCUUGUUGCUGCCUUGGGCGGCAGUCGUGAGCUCUGGGGCUGUGCUGGUGACGAAGUUGGGGUGGACGACGCUUAUCUUCCUUGCGGCCCUGGCAUUUGGACUAUUCCGCUAUUACGGCACCAUGGCAGGAAUCCUGGCAGUCGGGGUGUACUCUGUGGUUGCUCUCUUCUUGGGGGGCAGCCCUUGGACCACUUUGCUCGUCACAGUGGCAGGAUGCGCCCUUUUCUACUUCCGCUACACCGCCCUCGCGCUCGUCGGCACCCUCUGCUAUGCGGCGCUCUCCGUGUAUCGCACGGGGGGCUACCUGGCGGUCGGGUGCACCUUCCUUGCGGCCUGCCUAUCCAAUGACGUCAUCCAAUACCUGGCGGCGCAACUCCCCCCUGAAGAGAAGACACCAGGGGCCGCAGCUUCAGACGAGAACGUAAAUGCGGGGCGCUCGCGGGAGUGGAGCUGGACUGAUCCCGCCAGGGGGGCCGGGUGGAGCUCCGGCACGUCUCAGAGUUCUCAGCACUCGAGCUGGAAGGAUACGACAGGGGGGUCUGGUUGGAGUUCCGGCAACUCGCAGCAGAGGACGAGCCGGGAGAACUUCUACAACUCCACGUAUGGGGGGGGAAGAGGUGACGGGACGAGCGGGCGCGGGCGCGGGCGUGACUCCGGCCGGGGUGCAGGGGAGAGCGCGAGUACGUCGGGGUCGUCGUAUUCGUACGGGGGGUCUGGCCGGCCUGGGAGGGAGCGGGAAGCCUCGGAGGCGCAUGAAAACAAUAAGAAGGAGUCUCCAAAAUCGUCUCAGAGGAAUGGCAGUAGCGCCUGGUGGCAGAACGGUGGCCCUUCGGACAGAGGGGGGCACUCAGAACAGGAAAAGGAAAAAGCUUCCCCGGGGGCAGUUCCGCCCUUUGCGCGGUCACCAUCGUUUGCAGCAGAUCUGGGGGACGCUGAAGCGGAGGUGGCGCGGAUCAUAGCGUGCACCACGCACUGGGCGGUGAUGGACAUAGCGAGGGGGGCGACAAUCGAUAUUGCAGAAGCAAAGCGCACGUAUCAUAAAAAGGCCCGGUUGGUCCACCCCGACAAGAAUGCCGGGUGCGCAAACGCGGGGGAGGCGUUUAAGUGCCUGCAGGCAGCCUACGAAACGCUGAUCGAUCCAGUCAAGAGAAAGGACUACGAAGACGAGUUGAAAGCCAAAGACAUGGGCGAGCGAUUUCACAAAAUGGCGGAAGAAGCGAGGAAUCAUUCGCAGGGGGGACGUGGUCAAUCAGGGGCGUCCCCCUUUGCGAACUUUGACCCCGAAGAGUUCUUCCGCGAGAGCGACAGCAAGAAGGUGCACUGCUACCACUGCGGCGACUCCCACGAGUGGCUCAAAGUGGACCGCCCCAAAAAAGCCUGCCGCUGGUGUACGGAGUGCAACAAGUACCACGGUGCGGCAGAGGGUGACGGCUGGUUCGAGCAGGCUUCGCGGCCGACGUUCUUCGGGCUGUUCAAGCAGGAGGACCCGAUGCAGGCCUUCUGCGUCGAGGGGGGGCAGGUCUACCUGUGCACCACGUGGGUCGAGUGCCAGGGCAUGGCCGGCCGGCCCAACACGCACAAGCCCAGUUUCGAAGUGAAGUCGGAGGGGCGCGGCCGGGGCGGCGGCGGGGGUGGAGGCCGCAGCGGUGGUCGGGGCAAGGGCCGGGGCAGAGGCGAGCCGGACCUGUCCGACGUCUUCGAGUCGGAAGACGACUUUUGGCACUUCAUGGAGGACUUGAUGCGGCAGGGGGGGGGUCCCCCGGGGUCUUUCGGGCCUAAGAGCCAGGGCUCAGGGAAGGGGGGUGCAGGGAAGCCGAAACCGUCGAAAAAGCAAAGGCAGAAGGCGAAGAGGAACGGGUGGUAAAAGGAGAACGGAAGCGAGUGCGGUUCGCGACUGUCGCUUUCAUGUUGCGAACAGUCGUAUGGCGGCAACAGUGAAGCGCAGUGGGGUUAAUGGACGAAGCGGCAUUGGUAAAUGCACUUUGUGUGUCCAGAGUAAAACUGGGCAGACUUUGCACUCAGGCAGAAAUCCUGGUUAAGCGCCCUUACUGAGAAAAUUGGUUGCAUGAUACACUGUGUACCGAGAGUAAGCAAGUCAAUUCUGCUUCAUUAGCACCAUGAGCUUCUCAUCGGGUUAGCAGCAGUUAGCUCCUUGUACAAUAAGAGGCCAUUCAUGAACGCAGCGCAAUCACAUGAAGAGCUUUUUCUUGUUGCGGCUACUUAAACUGAGGUAAAGCUUAUACAUAAAGCUGCAAGAUUGGCGCUCCUUAUCCUCGAGCUAAAGUUAGAUGCUAAAGGACGGACAAGGAAAAUUCGAGCCUGCUGAAUUUGCGACCGUAGAAGUACCGUGUUGUCAAGCAACUUUCCUGUGAAAACAAGAUCCAGAGUCAAGGGUCUACGAGUUAAAACCGGCGUAUCAUUGUUUUUCUCU